AUGAAUGAUAAUAAUACAAACAAAAAGAGAAACAAGAUGGAUAAGAACAAUAUGAAUAAUAAUAAUAAUAAUAAUAAUCGUGAAAUCUCAAAUAGUUCGCAGCAGCAACAACAGAUUAAAAGUAUUCCUGAGAUUCUUUUGCCGCAAACAAAAGCCGAUGCUCACGUCGCUUUAUCUACACCAUUCAACCUUCCAGCAAAGUCCAGUCCGAUUCCGUUUAUGAACGCCAAAGCCUUGCCUAGCGAAAACAAAGUUCUGGGAAAUGAAGCCAGUGGUGUGAUGAUAAAAGAAGCCGACUUGGGGAGCUCAUCAUCACCAAAACUUAUUCCGGCUGUAGUACCAGGGUCUCCACUAUUUGCAUCGCCGAUGUUUUCUCACCAAAACAAAUCAAGAUCAAGAACCAAUAGUAUUUCGGGGCUUAGCUCACGUAAUGGUAAUAAUAAUAAUAAUAAUAGCAGAUCCUCGACAGUCAUUGAAACUCGACACAUUCAGCUCGAGUACGACCCAGUAAGAAAGCGCAAGCUUUUGAAUACCUAUGAAAUUAUUGGAGACUUGGGAUCAGGACAGCACGGAAAGGUGAAAUUAGCUAUUGAUACGGUUUCUGGGGAUAAAGUGGCGAUCAAGAUCCUCGAUCGUACUGGAAAAUCAAAAGUAGGAGGAGGAUACUAUGGGAAAUUAGUUGCAAGAAACGGUAGUGGGGCAGGGGUUAAUAAUUGGGAUAUGGCCAACGGUAGUGAUAAUGAAAUAUCAUUUAUGUCGGAAAACGAAUUGAAGAUCAGAAAAGAAAUUGCAAUUAUGAAGAAAUGUAAUCAUCGAAAUAUCGUCAAGCUACGAGAGGUGAUUGAUGACCACCGAUUGAGAAAAAUUUAUUUAGUUUUGGAGUAUUUAGAAAAAGGGGAAAUCAAUUGGCAAGUUGACGAUGAUUCAAAGAAUAUUGAACAUUGCCAACAAGAAUUGGAGAGGGAGUACAUAUACAAGCCUGCUCUUUCAUUCAAAAAGGCACGAGCGGUAUUCAGGGAUGUGGUACUUGGGCUUGAGUAUUUACAUUACCAAGGAAUCAUUCAUAGAGACAUUAAACCUGCUAACUUACUUAUCUCAAAUGAUAAUAUUGUGAAGAUCUCUGAUUUCGGAGUUUCUUUUUCCAUCACUUUGAUUGAAGAUAAUGAAUACGAAUUGUGCAAAACCGCCGGUACUCCGGCGUUCUACGCGCCAGAGCUAUGUUCACUUGAUAGAGAAAUCAACUGCGGUAUCAUUAGUCAUAAAAUUGAUAUUUGGGCAUUGGGGGUCACUCUAUAUUGCUUGAUAUUUGGCAAUUUACCAUUUUAUGGGAAAAAUGAUUUCGAGUUGUUUGAUCGAAUUAAUAAGGCGGAAAUGAAGGUUUUAAGCUUCCAAGAAUUUAAAGCGCUAGGGAUCCCUGAAAAUGACAGACUCCAACCGUCAGAAUAUGAUGAUUUUAUUGAUUUAUUGGAAAAAUUGUUGCAAAAGAACCCAUACCAGAGAAUCGAUAUUCCAGAAAUCAAGGACCAUGCAUUUCUCAGAAGUAGCUUAUCAACCCAAGAAGAAGCUUAUAAUUUUGAAAAUAAUUUGUUGAUCAACUACCCGUUGGAUUUCACCGAAAGCUGCUCUCCUGAACGUAAUGGUGAUGAAUGCAAAAUCGAUGUAACUCAAGAAGAAAUGGGCAAUGCCAUAACUGAUAUUGGUGGCAAGAUAAAACUGAGUUUAAACAAGGUGCUUAAUCUCACCGGUUUUUCAUCAGCUUCAUCAUCCACCCCAUCAUUGACAUCGAAAAAAUCUGUACCAAUGAUGUCUCCGACCUCUAGUCCAAAACUCCAAGGAAACCUGACAUCUCGUCGUCAUAGAUUAUCAAUUUCCAGUGUUUUUUCAAGAAAGAAUGGCAGCACUCAUAGCAGAAGUAACAGUACUACCAGUAGUAAAAAGAAUAGCGGUGGGAAUAAUAAUAAUAAUAAUAAUAAUAAUAAUAAUAAUAAUACGGUAUACACUCCCUCUCAUGUUCAAACUCUCAGUCAUGAAGAUUCCUCUUCGUCAUUGAGGUCGCGAUUUUCUAUCAAUUCUGAUAACUCUUCUGAUCCAAGUAAUGGUAAAAAAUCAAACCAUGACCCAAAUACUCUAUCUCCACCGUUGUAUAUGCACAGCAACCUAACGAGCACAUCAUUCAUUUCCCCAUCUUUGCAAAGCGUUCAAAUGAUGGACCAAUCACAAGAUUACUUCAGUCAUCACCCAGGAUCAGAAAAUAACAAUAAUAAUGAAGAUUAUGUCGGUUCUAGAUCGGGUUCUCAGAUCAGUCUUCGCAGUAAAAACUUUGUGGUUCAAUUAAAUCAAGCAAACAAAACCGCGGACUCAUCUACAUCAAUAAAUAAUUUGGCCAGUGGUAGCCAUCGCCGAACCGCUUCCAAUGGAUCGGCCCAAUUGUCUGAUGCGUUCAUUGAAGGUGGGUUUUUCGUGCACACUAAACCGGUGGCCAAUACUUUGAAUGGGAUUGUUGAAAGAAAUGAUAGGAAACUUAGCGUUAUUAGUGAUCACUCGACUCCUCAAUUGGCAGUAAAUGAAAGUCCAUUAAAUUCCCCAGGAUUGAAGAGUAACCACAGUGGCAGUUUCUUUGGGUCAGGAAGCAAAUCCAGAAAUAGCAGUUUUUUGAACGGUUACAACAUUGGAAUCACCUUACCGAGAAAAGGUUCCAAUAUUUCGUUGCCAGUCAAUUCGAGUUAUGCCUCUCUCAAUAGUUUUGAUGACGAUUUGUUAUAUUCGCAGGCGGCUAAUACUACUGAUAGAAUGAUACGUUAUAGUACUACUACUCCUACUGGGCUUCCUCCUCCUGCCACAGUGGGGAUGCCACAAAAUGUGUCAGGGUUUUUAAAUAAUGCCAACAGUGCCUCGGGAUUCCUCAACAAUGAAGUACAAAAAUUUAGGUUUUUCGAAGACUCCAUCAGGGAAAAAGUUUAUGGACAGAAAAAUGGGGAUCUCUCGAAACUUGAAGAUUACAGUAUGAAGGAAUCAAUGUCGGGGGCGCUGGAGGCGGCGACGACUGCGGCUACUGCUGAAAAAUUACCUAAAGGGAUUUUUCCCACCACGGUAUCUACCACCCAACGUGACUCCAAUUAUGUUGCUAGUAAAGCUCCUUCAGUGUCGACGAUUAACGAAAUUCAAUCUGGACAAAAUCUGGUGACGAAUUUCCGGCCACCAAAAAGGGCGGAUUCUGAAGGGGAUGAUGAGAGUGAUAAUACUGAUGGAGAUGAUGAAGAUGAUGUUAUACAAUUCAAUGCUGACAACUAUCGUGACCGUACCGGUGGACGAUCAUUCUUUUUGAAUGGGGGGAGCAGUGGAGAGAAUAGCGAUAGCGAAUCAUUUAAUACCGUGAACCAAACGGAAUUGAAACUUGUUGAUAGUGUGGUGACGGUUCCAAACUCAUUGAUUUCCAAGUUGAACUCUGCUGACAAUCUGAAAUCCCCAUCGCAAACCCAAUUAUCGUUGUUUAACAAUAUUAAUCCUGAUAACCACCACCAGCCAAAAAAGAAGAGAGAUCACCAGCAAUCUAAAUUUCAAUUUGGUGGCGAUAGUGAUGAAUCUGAUGAUACCGAUGAUAGUAACGAUGGUUAUGUGAACGACGUUCCAUUUGGAAGGCCUGAUUUAUUGAGGCAGCAACUCAUGGCGCAACGAGCCUUUGGUGCAGGGGGGAGUCCUAUUAGUAGAGCCCAAAGCCAAUAUAGCACUAAAAGCUCGGGAGAUGAUUCAGAUCAAGAAUUGACAUUCAAUUUUGCUUCAAGGAAACUGGUGGGGCAAGUCUAA
This is a messenger RNA of Saccharomycopsis crataegensis, 3804 nucleotides long. It is a transcript of the gene TOS3, whose product is annotated as serine/threonine protein kinase TOS3. The transcript has a single exon. The coding region runs from base 1 to 3804 and encodes 1267 amino acids. Lineage: Eukaryota; Fungi; Ascomycota; Saccharomycetes; Ascoideales; Saccharomycopsidaceae. Gene Ontology annotation, biological process: intracellular signal transduction; protein phosphorylation. Gene Ontology annotation, cellular component: cytoplasm. Gene Ontology annotation, molecular function: ATP binding; protein serine/threonine kinase activity. The record is from RefSeq and is a predicted model, not a curated record.